Molecule: messenger RNA, 4669 nt
Organism: Cydia strobilella
Lineage: Eukaryota; Metazoa; Arthropoda; Insecta; Lepidoptera; Tortricidae
Product: transmembrane protein 185B
Exons: 7
Coding region: 140-1225 (361 amino acids)
Source: RefSeq, a predicted model, not a curated record
UGAUUAUUCAUUAUAAUCAUUAUAUGCUCUUUGAGUGGAGCAAAGCAAGCGGCGACUGUCGAUACUCCGAUAUAUUUCAUGAAAACUUACAAUUCGUGCACUAGCAGUGAAGACAUGAUAGAGAAUUAUAUCCGGAUGAAUGUGUACAGAAAUGAAUUUACAAACGCUAUUUCAGGAUUUUAAUCCUAGCAAAUUCGUGGUGCACAGUUGCUUAUUAGUUUUUACGGCGUUGUUGGCUUUAAAACUUGACGGCGCUAUAACAUGGUCGUAUUGGGCCGUAUUUACCCCGAUAUGGGUUUGGAAAUUCCUCGUAGUGCUUGGUGCAACAGUUGGCACAUACGUUUGGUGGCAGUACCCUCACUUCAGGUUAGAAGGAGAGGCGUACAUUCACUACAAAGCCAUGCUGAUCAGUCUUGCCAUCCACCUGAUCCUGCUCAUGUUUGAACUGCUUGUCUGCGAUCAGCUCUCAGUGAAACGCCAUGUGUGGAUACUAGUCUUUAUACCCUUAAUUUUUAUAAGCAUAGUAUCCAUUGCCAUUUGUAUAUGGUCUGUACGACAUGAUCGGAGUUAUGAGUUGGAGUUGUUUUGCGCCGUGAAUAUCCUGCAGUUUAUCUUCCUGGCGCUGAAAUUGGACGAGUUCAUCAACUGGUCCUGGGAAGUUGUGUUUGUGCCGCUCUGGAUUCUGAUGUGUCUGAGCCUUGUUGGUGAGUGGGUGCUGUACAGCAUCAUCUUCGCGGGCAUGCUGCUGCGCACGGCGGAGGCUAACGUGCAGCAACGCCGCAGCAGCUUUCACGCCGCGCUUGCGUACACAUUCACUGUUAUACCCAUCCUGGUGUUCCUGGUGCUGCUAACUAACAAGUUGGACGACGGCAUGCAGUUGUCGUACACGGUAGUCGCUAGCCCGCUCUUCGUGGGUUUUGCUACGCUCAUCGUCAUGUCAUUUAGCUCGAAGGGAGGUAACAAAUGGUGGUUUGGCAUCAGGAAAGACUUUUGCCAGUUCCUCCUGUCAGUGUUCCCACUCCUCCAAGAAUACGCCAACAUUGCCUACAACAACAACGUAAAUCGGGGCUCUAACAUCGUCCCUACCGAGCCCCCGGUCACACAGGAACCUUACCGGGACGAAGACACAAAGAAAGUCAAAGAAAAUAAAAAUCAUAAGAAUCAGAAGAAGAAUGAAGCAAUGAAACCUGUAGUGCCUGUGACUAGUAUAGAUAUGCCUGAUUGACGCUUCAAAUUUAGUGAAGUUGUGUCCCAAUUUGGGCUUUGGUAUAGCUGUUCAGUUUUCAUGGUGCGGAGAAGUAAUGUAAGUCUUCUUUUUUAAUAAAGUCUGUCAAGCCAUAUUCGUCAGUAGAACAGCGGCAAAUUUAAAAAAUGUAGGUGCGAAGUGUCGAUAAUCGGCCCAUAGAAAAUUUGAAUUUCGCGCCUUUUUCUACUUUCAAAGUUGUUUGACCGGCUAUAUAUUUUUCAUUUAUAGAAAUAGCACAAAGACAAAUCAAUUGCGAAUUCUUUUGAUAUUUUAAUAUUUUUAAGAAUUGACUGAAAAUGUAUGUAUAGGCAAUUUUAACUAGUCGGGACAUUCAAAAAGUAUUUAAAUAGAAUCUAUGUUGUCCUGUUUGUAAGGGAUUGUAUAAAAAUUUAAAACAUAUUAAUAAGAAAACUGAAUGAAGACACUUCAUCGUAAGUGUUGUACUAUAAGCAAUUUUGAACGUAUUGUUAAGUUUGAUGUUAAUUUAACUUUAAACUUUGUUGUCAGGAACAGUUUAACAAAAUGUUCUUUUUUUCUGGUAAAACCUUUUAUCUCAAAAUAUCAGGUCUUGAGGGUCAAUCUCUAGUUUUUUUGCUGUUUAGUCCACAGAUAUCAAUAUAAAGUGAUAUUUAUAUUUCAAUAUUGUUCACAUACAAGCUUACAGUAAAUAACAACCAAAGCGCUUACAAGUUUGUGGCCUAUACGCGUGUCUCUUUUUCCUGCACAGUAUUCACAGACACUAUUAAAAUAUUUCAGUGAGUGAGUGCACCCGAGACCUUACAGCAGAGAGGUAAUCUACAUAUUCUACAAUAUUGUGUGUAAUGUAGUCGUCACGCACACAUAUCUAAAAUAAACGAUAAUAACACUGGAAACCAUUGUGCGUACUAAUUGUUAUUAAAAAAAAAGUAGCACACUUGAUUCACUUGAUUGUACAAUAUAACUUGGUAAAAAUAUUGUUGUAGAAAUAGUUAUAGAUGGGAGUAGAAAUGUGACUAAUUCAAUGUUAACAGAUAAGUUUAGUUGAAAAUGUUGUUGUAGUUAUUUAAUGGGGCUAUGGACAAUGUAUUUUUUUUUACGUUUCGUCAUGACAGUAUCUCAGCUUAAACACUAAUAUAAGUUUUAGAACAUACCUUGUAUAAUUAAAGGUACUACUGGUAAUUCUAACUGCUUUUUACCAUUAGGUAAGGGCCUUAUACACACUAACAUACAUCUAUUCUUUUAUACAGAUAUAUUUACUCAUACAAUACACCACUCAUAUAAAACUGUAAAUAAGCAUAUUGUUAUUUUUAAUGAAAAUUCGCGCUUAGAUGAUUAGCAAUAAUGUACAUAAAGUAUUGGUGCAUAUAGGUACUAUGUCUAUGAGCCAAACCUUAGUUUGGUGAAACAUAAUUUUUAAUCACUAAGUUUUUGUGCCUCAAUAUUGUUGUGACUGCAUACUUUUACCUCGGUUAUCGAAACUAGUUCUUAUUUUAAAUAACUAAAGGUAGCUGCUUUAUGUGAAGCCUGAUGUAUACCUACAUAGUUUUCUUGCCCUGCAGCUUUUUGAUAAGUGUUUAAAUGAUUAUAGUAAUGAUUUGGUAUAAAAGAAUAUCUAACUAAUCGUUAUUUUGCAAGGUUAGUUAAUAACUAUUUUUUGGCUUCAAAGUACUAAAACUCAAUAUUUCUUACAUAAAUGAAUUUCCUUUUAAAAUAAAUACUAAAAAGUUUACAACCGCGUCAAUUUGGAAACAUGCGACACAUAUCAAGAUCAACCUAUCCAUUAUUUUUUGUAAGAGCUUAAAUUAAGUAGUCCUUUCAAAAGUCUUUCAAAACCUACGCCUACGGAAGUAAUACUAACAUUGCUUUGUAACGCCUUGACGCUAAUCCAACUUGUUAUGAAGACAACUCGCGACAUGGCAUGACUAAAGGUGGUAUUCCAUCUAUCCAAUAUUUUUGUCCAAUGUCAUUGCGUCUCACUCUCUCAUUAAGCAAAAUGUGAGACAAAAUACACAUUGGACAAAGAUAUUGGACAGGUGUAAUACUACCCUAAAAUAUUUGCGAUGUCACUAAUAAUGAAAAAAACUUUCUUGAACCUUGCCUCAGACCCUAUAUCGUGACAAGAGGCCAUUCGUGACACCGACACGCCCUAAAUGACACCAUAAAAACGUCUCGUCAGAUUUAUGCUUUAGCUGCACGACCCCUUUCUCUCGGUACCUUUGUUAAUGGGGUUGGCAACUGUCAAAGGUUUGCAUAAAUGGCGCCAUCAUAGCUUGCCCCUUUUCUAUGAGAUUUGGGCAUAAAAUUCCAUUAAUAAAACAAAAAAUUGACACAGUGGAGUUGGACCGUCGUAAUAUUUAGCAGAUGGCGCCAGCAUAGCUUGCCCUGUCAAUCCCUAGAAUUGAGUCAGUUUUUUUUGCCAAAUCUCAUAGAAAAAAGGGCAAGCUAUGAUGGCGCUAUCUAUGCAACCUUUCACAGUUGCCAACCCCAUUCAUAUUUAAAUAUGGAUAAAUGAUUUUUUUAUUUGCAUUAAUUAUUUUUAUAUGAAUUUGACCCAUGUUCUUUUAUUGAUAUGCCUUAAAAUUAUAAAUAACAAACGAAACUGUCAACGCCCUCUAUACGAGAGUAGGGCAAAACUAGUGGCGCCAUCUGAUCGAGAAUCAAAUUUUCGUGAUUUUCGAGGCACGUUUUUUCCUUAAGACUAUCCAUCUAUUACGGAGUUAUAUCUAUCUUUGCCCCAAACUAAGCAAAGCUUAUACUAAGUAUGGGUGCUAGGCGACGAUAUACAUACUUAUAUAGAUAAAUACGUACUUAUAUACAUAGAACACACCCAUGACUAAGGAACAAAUAUUUGAGUUAAUCACACAAAUAAAUGCCCUUACCGGAAUUCGAACCCAGGACCAUCGGCUUCACAGGCAGGCUCACUACCCACUAGGCCAGACCGGUCGUCAAAACAAUACUAACAUAUAUUUUUAUUGGCACCUAAUGCACCCUGGUCGUUGGCAACUAAUUUUUGCAGAAUUUCCUUGAUUAUUUGAAAUAAGUUAGAAUGAACAAGUGGUAUUAAAUUUGCCAAUUUUUGGCAAGUGCACAUACUAAUCUACAGCAGGUCAAACAUCCAUUCAUAAAAAAAAGGUGCUAAAGAUAUUAGUAGUAGUUCGUAGAACUACCUACUUUUGAGCCCAAUCAUAAUAAUUAUAACAUACAAUACACUGUAUAUCUGCCGUUAAAUUUAAAUAUCGAUGUUCAAAUGACAAUAUUAGUUAUUAUGUUUACUUAUAAAAUAAUGUACUCGUACGUUUAAUUAUAUACAUAUUAUUUUUCUGUGAUAUAUACUUCUUCCUUCAUAACUAAAUUCGUUCAAGAUUUUAAGAUUAUUUUGUUACUGUCAUACAAUCAACAUCUAUUUUAUGUUCAUCAGGGUUAUAAAUAAAAUUGUACAUGAAA